GGCGCCCUGCGUCCUUUUGCGUCCGCCGAGUGCAAAAACAAUUGACGAUCGGAAGGUCUCGCGAAACGCACCACGCCCCCUUAACUCUCGGCCAUGGUGAUCAGAGGGACAGGAGUUUCACUUGCUCUCUUGUCCUAGUUAAUUUGCAGACACAGGAGCCGCCUUCGGCCGCCAAAUCGGCGUCAAAAAUUGCCGCCGCAAGCGCACGGUCCGAGGGUGCAGUUGUCGCUGGCCGACGGGCCGACGUCGACAUGAAUCCCGACGAUUAUGAAAAACUGCCAACGAACAAUGUGGUGUCCAACAUGAGUGCAGGAGCGAUCGCUGGAAUCAUGGAGCACUGCGUCAUGUACCCUCUCGACUCGGUCAAGACGAGGAUGCAGAGUUUAAACAAUUUUGGAAGUCCCGCGAAUCGAGGCAUCUACGACACUUUGUCGCAAAUGGUGCGCCAGGAGGGCAUCUUGAGGCCAUGCAGAGGGAUGAGCGCGCUCGUUGUCGGGGCUGGCCCCGCACACGCACUCUAUUUCUCGUGCUAUGAAUACUCAAAAGACAAACUGUGCCGGUUAGUUCCUAGCGCGUCCGACUUUGCCCCAGGCGUUGCUGGUGCUUUAGCGGCUCUUUUGCACGAUGGCGUCAUGAAUCCAGCGGAAGUGGUGAAGCAGCGGCUUCAGAUGUACGGUAGUCCGUACAAGACGUCCUUGGAGUGCGUGCGGCGGGUGUACCGUGCAGAGGGCAUGGGCGCUUUCUACCGUUCGUACACGACCCAGCUGACGAUGAACGUUCCCUUCCAGAGCAUCCACUUCAUGACCUACGAGCUGAUGCAGAAAUACACCAACAAGACUGGCAACUACAACCCAAAGGCUCACAUGGUCAGCGGCGCCAUGGCAGGCGCCAUUGCCGCCGCAGCCACCACGCCCCUCGACGUCUGCAAGACGCUGCUCAACACACAGGAAUCAGCCGUCACUGGCCUGGUUGCUGCUGCCAGAACGAUAUACCGACUGAACGGCCUUGGAGGAUUCUUCAAGGGUCUGCGUGCGCGUGUGUUGUACCAGAUGCCGUCGACAGCGAUCUGUUGGUCGACCUACGAAUUCUUCAAGUACUGCAUGAACAGCAACAUGCGGGUUGAGGCGACGGCGCUGCUGCCGUCCAUAGACGUCGUCAGCACCACCAGUCCGACCAAGGAGGACGGUGCGGCCCCAACACCUCCUCUGGUGCGAGAUUUGCCUCCGAGAAUCAUCCCGACGCACCCUGCAGCACAGCCAGUGGCGCCGCUCUCGUCGCUGCCGGCGCUUGCGUUCAACGCUGUCCACCAUUCCUCGCACCGGGACAUGCACAACACGGCCCUGCUUGAGGGCAUGACCACCAAGAUGCCGCGCUCGUAGCUGCCCUGUUCGAUUGCCACGUAGUUUCAUGAAUGUGUGGAAAGUUGCAGCAGCCGUUUUUCAGCAAACCACUGAGCGGGCAAGGGUGCUUGGUGGUGCAGAAGCUCAUUUCUCUCCACCCACUUGGCUCUCCGGAAAAUUAUUAAAGAAAACCCAUUGCAAUUGGCAUGCCCCGUUUUUAAACAGAAAAUCACGUUUCCCGACGGAUUUGACACCUGCCCGAUGACUCGGUCCAGUCGGUCCACCUGACAAAUCGAGUAUUCCAACGUCACUCCUGCAUAAUGGAAUAGUGCCUGCUUUGAAUAAGAGAAACACGAUUAUUAUAUUUACUUUCGUAAGAGACGCACUGGCAGAGGAUUGCAAAAAGCAUUCAGGAAAUUUAAAUUCAAUUCAUUUAAAUUGUGGAGGAUUUGAAUUCUAAUUUUAUAACGGCUGGAAAAUCGAAAUUAGAAAUCAUUCAACAAUUUAUUAGUGCCAUUUCAUUGAAAGUUCUAUUUUAAUCUUCUACGAUGAGAGCUGUCUAAAUUUUCGCCCGCAAAAUUUACUCUAUUUUUUCCCUUUAGGUGCCACGUGGGAGGAUUUCACAUUAAAUUGGUACCUGGUAGUUUAUUAAGAAAAAGAAGAAAUCAAAUAAAUAACAAUUAUGCUUUUUUAGAUCCUGAAUGAAUUGUUGUCGUAGUCAAACUACAGAAUAAUGUCAUUCAUCUACGACAAGAAGUGUGGCACUUGAACUCACAAGUUUUCAAACUCAAAUAAUUAUUGUUAUCCAGGAGCACGUUGAUUGCACCUGACUCAUACAUUUUCACUCGAGAGUGCAUCAAAGUCAAUUUUGAUCAUUCAGAAGCUCUCACUUUUAAACACUUUGACCCGCUUGCUCCUCCCUUUGUGGGAAAAAAACAUGCCAUCUGAACUCGUACCCCAUCACGACACUAUUGUUUUCUCACCUUCAAACAACAACAAAACUUUUGUAGCUGUUGAAUAGUGGUUAAUCGAAAUUUGCCGCAAACUGGUCAUUUUCAAAAAAGAACUAGUUUAUAGUUUUCUGCCUUAAAUGUUUUUUUUAUGUUGAUAAUUUUUAAAUAAUUAAAUUGGUCAGUUUGUGGGCAAGCGUUGUUACAAAAUAGUUAGGAGAGUAAAUAAUAUAUGUUUACAAAAUAAAAUCCUCCGGUUGUGCUCGGAGAGAAAAAAAAACGGUUAAAAUAAUGUUUAUCUGCAAACAAAAGGCUCCUCAGUGGACUGGCUCAGGCUGUGAACUGCUGUAUCAUUAACUAUAGCUAGCUCAUAUUCACUUUUAAGGAAGUAAUAUGGUCUAUCGAGGGGCCCAAACUGAUCGGCUAUACUUGCGAGCAAAAAGAGGUUUUUCUCAAAUGCAUUUUUUUCGGACCGCAAAAAUAAUUAUGUACGAAAAAUGUUACAAAAUCGGCGAGAAUUGAAUGAAUGAAUUAAAAUGCUAUUUUUGAAGAGUGGAGCCUUCUUUUUUCUUUAAAUAGCUAGGGAGUAAUAUAUAUAAUAUAAAUAUUACAAUAUUAUUGUCAUCGAGGAAAGGAACAAUAGAUAUGAGAAGUCCAUGUUGUAAAUAUUUGAAUCAUUUGUAGUCAAUAAAAACAUGAGAGGUAAUUAAAUACAA
Molecule: messenger RNA, 3006 nt
Organism: Neocloeon triangulifer
Lineage: Eukaryota; Metazoa; Arthropoda; Insecta; Ephemeroptera; Baetidae
Gene: mfrn
Product: mitoferrin-1
Exons: 6
Coding region: 252-1379 (375 amino acids)
Biological process (GO): iron import into the mitochondrion
Cellular component (GO): mitochondrial membrane
Molecular function (GO): ferrous iron transmembrane transporter activity
Source: RefSeq, a predicted model, not a curated record